This is a messenger RNA of Malus domestica (apple), 2331 nucleotides long. Its product is annotated as RAN GTPase-activating protein 2-like. Lineage: Eukaryota; Viridiplantae; Streptophyta; Magnoliopsida; Rosales; Rosaceae. Gene Ontology annotation, molecular function: protein binding; GTPase activator activity. The record is from RefSeq and is a predicted model, not a curated record.
UCUCAUUUUUGCGACUUACAAAAGAAAAAGGAAAUUGCCAAAGGGUACUAGUCUGAUUCAGUUUGGGAACCAAACCCUAUCCGCAUAUGUCACUUUGCUAUCUUGCUUUCCAAACAUCAAAAGUGGCGGCCGGAAACGCACAUGAUAAUUGACACACUGUUCCCCUACAUAUUUGGCCCUUAAUUUUCAGUUUUUCCCUCCACUCUCUUUUCCCUCUCUUGCUUUCUUCCAUUUCAGAGCUCCGUUUGAAUCUCAGAAAAUCCCAAAGUACCCAGAAAGCGGGAGAGAAAAAGCAAGCCUGCAAUUGUAGGUUUUGUUGCAAUGGAUGCCACAACUCUGAAUUCAGAACGCCGUCCAUUUUCAAUUAAACUAUGGCCUCCUAGUCAAAAUACAAGGAAAGUGCUUGUGGAGCGGAUGAUAAACAAUCUUAGCUCUAAAUCCCUUUUCACUGAGAAGUAUGGCUGUCUGAGUAAGGAAGAGGCUGAGGAAAAUGCAAAACGAAUUGAGGAUGUUGCUUUUGCUACUGCAGAUCAAAACUAUGAAAAUGAACCUGAUGGGGAUGGAAGUUCUGCAGUGCAGCUUUAUGCCCGGGAAUGCAGUAAGCUCCUGCUUGAAGUUCUCAAAAAAGGACCUAGAAGCAAGGAGGAUGGAAAAGUGACAUCUGGUACCACUCCCACUGAGACCUUGUUUGAUAUAUCGAAGGCCCAACGGGCUUUUAUAGAGGCUGAGGAAGCUGAGGAGCUUUUGAAGUCACUGAAGGAGCCAGGGAACACUUACACCAAAAUAUGCUUCAGCAAUAGAAGCUUUGGUCUCGGAGCAGCCCGUGCUGCUGAGCCCAUAUUGGUUUCUCUUAAGAACCAGUUGAAAGAAGUUGACCUUUCAGAUUUUAUAGCAGGAAGACCGGAGGCAGAAGCUCUUGAAGUCAUGAAUAUAUUUGCCGCUGCCUUAGAAGGUAGUGUUUUGAAGUAUUUGAAUCUCUCCAACAAUGCCUUGGGUGAGAAAGGUGUUCGGGCUUUUGGGGCACUCCUGAAAUCACAAAGUUACUUGGAGGAACUCUAUUUGAUGAAUGAUGGCAUUUCAGAAGAAGCUGCUCGAGCAGUUUGUGAGUUGAUUCCUUCCACAGAGAAGCUUCGAGUCCUCCAUUUUCAUAAUAAUAUGACAGGAGAUGAAGGGGCAAUUGCUAUUGCUGAGGUUGUCAAGCGUUCUCCCCUAUUGAACAAUUUCCGUUGCUCCUCCACAAGGGUUGGCUCUGAGGGAGGAGUUGCCUUAUCUGAAGCUCUUGGGACUUGUACCCAUUUGGAAAAGCUGGACUUGCGGGACAAUAUGUUUGGUGUAGAAGGUGGAGUUGCAUUGAGUAAAGCUCUUUCCAAGCAUGACAAUUUGACAGAGAUUUACCUUAGUUACUUGAACCUAGAAGAUGAGGGUGCAGUUGCAAUUGCCAAUGUUCUCAAGGAAUCAGCUCCUGCACUUGAAGUCCUUGACAUUGCUGGAAACGACAUAACAGCUAAAGCUGCUCCUGCUAUAGCAGCUUGUAUAGCAGCCAAACCACAUCUGGCCAAGCUGAAUUUAGGUGAGAACAUCCUUAAGGAUGAAGGCACUAUUCAGAUCAGCAAGGUGUUGGAGGGCCAUGCGGAGUUGCAGGAAGUUGAUUUCAACACCAACCAAAUCAGAAGAGCAGGGGCUCGUGCUUUGGCGCAGGCUGUGGUUCAGAAGCCCGGUUUUAAGUUGCUCAACAUCAAUGCAAAUUUCAUUUCUGAUGAGGGCAUUGAUGAGCUGAAGGAUGCUUUCAAGAAAUCUCCCGACGUGCUUGGAUCUUUGGACGAGAAUGACCCUGAAGGAGAAGAUGACGAUGAUGAAGAUGAAGAUGACGACAAAGAAUCUGGAGAGGGCGAAGGCAAUGAGGAUGAAUUGGAAUAAAAACUGAAAAACCUUGAAGUUGGCCAAGAGGAAUAGAGGUCCUCUCGUAUGUCUAGGUGUUUUUCUCUUUCCUGAUUAGGUUCCGCAGAGUUAAUACCCUCUUUAACAUCAAUUACUGAUGAGGGUAUUUGCAGCUUUUAGGAAGACUAUUGAAUCUUAUUAUGCAUCAGUUGGCACCAGCUGUUUCUUAGAGCUGUGUGAUGACGGGUGUUCGUAGAAUUGCGUUUAAAUUGCUUCUUUUAUCUGCAUGUAGUCAGUUAAUCAUUGUUAGUUCCUGUUUUUUGUGAUAGAUGUGGCUCUAGUUGAUUUCUGAUGUUGCUAUGUAUGAGGGUUAUUCUGGAUAUUAUUUUAUGAGAUGCAGCAAAGCAUUGCUGCUGGUGUUAGAACAGAAUAUAACGUUCCAAUUUUAUCGGA